AUGGCCCUUCCAAACAUUGCCAUCAUCGGCGCUGGUCCCGCCGGGCUGACGCUGGCCCGCCUCUUGCAAGUGCACAACAUCCCGUGCACCGUCUUCGAAAAAGACCCCACGCCAUCUGAUCGAGCCACCAACGGCGGCUGUCUCGACCUGCACGUCGGCUCCGGGCAGGAAGCCGUCAAGGAAGCCGGCCUAUGGGAUGCGUACCAGAAGUACGCCCGCUACUCUGGCCAGGCCUACAUCAUCAGCGACUCCACGGGCCGCGAGUACCUCAACAUCCGCGACCUCGACCUCGGGCGCCCCGAAAUCGACCGACCGCACCUGCGCCGCAUGCUGCUCGACUCUCUCCGGCCCGGCACCGUACGCUGGGACCACAAGCUCUCCAGCGUCACCGAAGGCACCGCGCCGACGCUGCACUUCGCCGGCGGCCGCGUCGAGAGCGGCUUCGACCUCGUCGUCGGCGCCGACGGCGCGUGGUCCAAGGUGCGCGAGCGCCUGUGCACCGUGCCGCCCUUCUACGCCGGGCUGUGCGGCUACGAGAUGUGGAUCACGGAUCCGGACGCCGCGUGCCCGGACGUGUCCGCGCUCGCGGGCGACGGCUCGCACUGGGCCGUCGGCCAGGAUGGGCGGAUGCUCAGCCUGCAGCGGCAGACGGACCGGAGCAUCCAGAUCUACGCCCUCAUGCGCAAGCACGAGGCGUGGCACGCCAACAGCGGCAUCGUCGACCCUUCCGACCCUACUGAGGCGAAGGACGUCGUCCUGCGCGAGUACGCCGACUGGGCGCCGCAGUUCCGCCGCGCGAUUGAGGCGGUUGACGGCGCUGUUAUUCCGCGCUCGUUGUAUAUGCUGCAUGUCGGCACGAGGUGGAGGCACAAGGCGGGCUUGACGCUCAUCGGUGACGCCGCGCACCUCAUGACCCCGUUCGCGGGCGAGGGCGUCAACGUCGCUAUGCACGACGCUCUGUUGCUGGCGCGGAGCAUUAUAGGUCGCCCGCGGGACGAGGUCGAUGCCGCGGCCGAGGAGUACGAGAGGGACAUGUUCCCCAGGGCCAAGGUCUUUCAGCAGGCGACGUGGGAUAGUCUGCAGGCCCGUUUCGACGACGAUGGGAACGAGAAGAUGGCCGAGGGUUUCAAGAAGGUUGCGGAAGAGUUGAAGAACGGUUCGUACGUUAAUGAUGGGUCGAGGCCGGAUGCUGUCUUUACCUCGUAG
This is a messenger RNA of Lasiodiplodia theobromae, 1206 nucleotides long. Its product is annotated as Tetracycline resistance protein from transposon. The record is from RefSeq and is a predicted model, not a curated record. The transcript has a single exon. Gene Ontology annotation, molecular function: FAD binding. NCBI's taxonomy places the organism in Eukaryota, Fungi, Ascomycota, Dothideomycetes, Botryosphaeriales, Botryosphaeriaceae. Bases 1 to 1206 code for a protein of 401 amino acids.